This is a messenger RNA of Pollicipes pollicipes, 2760 nucleotides long. Its product is annotated as tyrosine-protein phosphatase 1. Gene Ontology annotation, molecular function: protein tyrosine phosphatase activity; protein binding. Gene Ontology annotation, biological process: protein dephosphorylation. The transcript has 10 exons. The coding region runs from base 176 to 1783 and encodes 535 amino acids. Lineage: Eukaryota; Metazoa; Arthropoda; Thecostraca; Pollicipedomorpha; Pollicipedidae. The record is from RefSeq and is a predicted model, not a curated record.
GGCUGCUGCUCACGGCCGCGGCUCACCUUCUGCGACCUGCGCCAGCACGUGAGCGGGCUCGGCGCCAGCGUCAAGGGUCAGCUGGUGCAUCUCAGCUCAGUGACGGUGCCGAAGAUGACCGGCCUGCUGCAGGACCUGCCGCGCGUCUUCUGCAGCCCCGCCGCCAAGUUCAGCGAUGGCAACUUUCUGGAGAGGACUUCCGUCGGCCGUGGUGGGUCAGGUCACGGCACCCGUCAUCACGGAGGGCCCGCACAAGCUCAUCAUCCAGGACGCGAACGAGGUCGUCCCUGCCGCGCCUCAUCCGGUCAUCGCCGAGGCGACGAGCCCCGGCCUGCCGGAGGAUCCUCCCGAUGACGGCGGUGGGGACCCGUACAGGGCCAUCAGUGACGUCCUGUCUGCCCUGCGGCAGCUGUCAUCUCCGGACUCGGCCAUCGAGACCGAGUACGCCGGCGACGGCGAGAUCGGCGCCGGCCACGAGGAGGCGCCCACUGAGCAGGCAGAGCCAUCUGUGAUUCACGGGCACUCGGAGACAGCCAGCCACAGCUUGGUGGUGAUCCACCUGAAGCCGGAUGACGAGGGUCGCUACGGCUUCAACGUCAAGGGCGGCAGUGGCUCCAACUCUCCGGUCACCGUCUCGAAGGUGGCGCCGCAGUCGCCGGCCCACGAGAGCAGCCCGCGGCUCAGCGAAGGCGAUCAGGUGGUGCUGAUCAACGGCGUGGACGUGUCGAACUUCACGCACGAGGAGGUGGUGCACUUCAUCAAGUCGUGCCGCGAGACCCGCCGGGACCUGGUGCUGACGGUCAAGCCGAGCGCGAACUACGAGGGCGGCGACGAGUUGGGGGAGCCUCUGGUGCGAUUUGUGCCGGACACGCCGCACGUUUCGCUCAGCGCGCCGCCAGAUGGCAGCCCGCUAGCCCACUCCAUGGCUAGCCUGGCCGACGCUCUGAGCAGCGGCGCGGCGCGGCUCGAGUUCGAAAAGCUGGCCCGUCGCGAUGCCACCCUCACCAUGGACGACUGCCGGCUGCCCCUCAACGUGGGCAAGAACCGCUACAGAGACAUAUCGCCCUAUGACCGCAGCCGCGUGGUCCUGUUCACGGCCGAGUCCGGCGACUACAUCAACGCCAACUACGUCAACAUGGUGAUCCCCGGCUCUGGGAUCGUGAACCGCUACAUCGCCGCGCAAGGUCCGCUGAAGCACACGGUGGAUGACUUCUGGACGCUGGUCUGGGAGCAGCACAGCCCGCUGGUGGUGAUGCUCACCACGCUGGUGGAGCAGGGGCGCGUCAAGUGUCACCAGUACUGGCCGCCGGCCGGCGAGAGCCGCCUCCACGAGGGCCUCGAGGUCACGUGCACCAGCGAACAGAUCACCGACAGCUUCGCCUUCCGCGAGAUCACGCUCGUGUCGAGAGAGACGGGCGAGGAGAGGCACGUCUCGCACAUGCAGUACGUGUCUUGGCCGGACCACGGCGUGCCCGACCAGCCGGCCGACUUCGUGCGCUUCGUGCGGCGCGUGCGGACGGCGCGCGCUGGCCUCGUGGAGCCGACGGUGGUGCACUGCUCGGCCGGCAUCGGGCGCACGGGCGUGCUCAUCCUCAUGGAGACGGCCAUGUGCCUGAUCGAGGCCAACCAGCCCGUCUACCCGCUGGAGCUGGUGCGGAGCAUGCGCAGUCAGCGCGCCAUGAUGAUCCAGACCACUAGUCAGUUCCAGUUCGUGUGCCAGGCGCUGCUGCAGGUGUACGAGGAAGGUGCAGUGCGUCCCCUGGCCGAGUACAGCCAGAGCUGAGCCGGCCUCGCUCGCGUGCACACGCUAGUCAUCGCUGCAAGUACAAGCCCGCAUCCGGAGCGGCCGACUCACCCGCGACGGUGCUGCCACCUGUGGCGGGCGGAAGAUGGCGCCGCCGAGCCCGGGCGGCGCGGCGCCGGAGUCGACCGCCGUCAGCUGGCGAGCAGAAGACAUUGCACUGAGCGUCGCGGGCCGCCGACGCGUUUGUGGCGCAGCUGUGGUGUAUGUUGUUCCGUUGAUGUGCCGAACUGGUAUUUGUGCGGGAGCUAUGCGGCAUCGAGGCAAGCGUGCGUGACGCGCCGCCGUCCCCGCGAGAAGCUCGCGGUCCCCCGGAGAGGCCCGAGGUCCCCUGGAGAGGCCCAAGGCCCCAGAGAAACCCCGCCGGUGUGACGGCCCGCUGCGUGCUGCCGCGCCAGACCUGCGGCCUCUGUCUGCGGCUACGGCAGUCUGAUCUCGGACGCAGUACGCACAGGCACUGGGACCGCCGCGAAACAACGGCACGUGCGUCUUCAGGGAGCGGUGCCCCUGAACGAGAUCAUCCUGCCUCUGCCGACCCGGAAAUCAAAGGACGGGACAUAUUGCUGUUGGUCUGCAUUAAAAGUCUGACUGUCGUGCUCAUUCCGGACAUUAUGCUGCAGUGCAAAUGGCGCCGCGCUCGUUGAUGAUCGCGCGUUGCUGGUGCGAUCUUCCGUGAUGUAUUUAAAUCGCCUUUGGACGGUUGUAUGGAGCAUGUGACAUGUGCCACGGGAUCAGGUACUUGCCCCGGGGCAGGUGUUGUUUCGUAAGCGAAAAUGGACCUCGUGCCGCGCCUUGACAAGUGUAUGAGGUGCGUGGAUAUUUUUGGACGCCGUGGAGCCCCGCGGUCGGCUGGAGGGUGAGCCAGUGUAUUUAUUUGAAGUGUUGACAUGGUGAGCUCAUAUCGCGGCCGAGGUGAUUGAUGUUGAGUUUGUUUCUCACAAUACAGCAUACUGAUGCGC